AUUGUCAUUGACGUCUUCAGGGGAAAAGUUUUAUCAAAGAUAGAGGAAGAGAUAUCCAGAGUGAUUGAACAAAUUUCCAAAGGAACACCACCUUCGUUGACAUACCCGAGCACUGUGUCCUGGGAUGAUCUCGAGUUUGACGUUGAUCAAGGUGUUCAGCUUAGAAGAAACCAAAGGUUCACGACGGUCCGUUUUGAAGCCAUACAGUCAGUGAAGAAAUUUGGACUGAUGUUGAAAGUUCUUGCUAUCAUUUACAGACUGGUCAAGACAGAUCACUACUGCACAAAGAGGGACAUGUAUUAUCAAGCGUCCGGUGACUUCGGAAAUCAACACACAUUAGACGGAUUGGUUGACAAUAUUUCCUGCAUGUUGGGCGUCCCGAGGUGGCAUCUCCAUGUGCUGGCGAGUUCUAAGGGCUGCAUGGCUGGAGACCUAAGGUUCCAGGACGUAGAUAAUAACUUUGUGGACUGCAGACAUACACAGAUGGGUAUAUUAGUGCCAAACCACGUAAAUGGUAUGCACAAUAUCCUUUACUACUCAGCUAGCCGCGCAAACUUCAUUUUGGUGGUCGAAAAAGAUGCGACUUUCCAAAAACUGCUUGAAACCAGAGUUUGUGAGAAACUCGACCCAUGUAUAGUUAUAACGGGCAAGGGGUUUCCUGACGUGAACACCCGGAUGCUGUUACGAAGACUGUGGGACCAGUUUGCAAUCCCCAUUCUAGCUCUUGUGGACGCUGACCCUCAUGGUAUGGAAAUUAUGACGGUGUACAAGUUUGGUUCGAGGGCCUUAGCAUUUGAGACCAGCAACCUGGCUGUCCCAUGCAUGAAAUGGUUGGGCCUCCUCCCAUCGGACAUAGAAAGGUUGGGGAUCCCUGCUACAGCGCUGUUGCCACUGACGAAGGCAGACAGAGAUAAGGGAAGGGACCUCCUCUCACGGCCCUAUAUGACCUGUCUGCCGCACUGGAGGGAACAGGUUGAGUGCAUGCUACAGCUAGAGCGAAAGGCUGAGCUACAGAGCCUGGACAGCAUCAGUCCCAGUUUCCUCACUGACGUCUACCUGCCCAGCAAGAUAAGAUGUGCUGGCUGGUUAUAAGGCUAAACAUUGCAGCAUUAUUACCAUAGCACUUUACCGUCUUUUAUUUGGUGGAGGACAGUGGAAGGCUGUGCUACA
Messenger RNA from Mya arenaria, 1170 nucleotides. Its product is annotated as meiotic recombination protein SPO11-like. Gene Ontology annotation, molecular function: DNA binding; DNA topoisomerase type II (double strand cut, ATP-hydrolyzing) activity; ATP binding. NCBI's taxonomy places the organism in Eukaryota, Metazoa, Mollusca, Bivalvia, Myida, Myidae. The record is from RefSeq and is a predicted model, not a curated record. Gene Ontology annotation, biological process: reciprocal meiotic recombination; meiotic DNA double-strand break formation; meiotic DNA double-strand break processing. Gene Ontology annotation, cellular component: nuclear chromosome. The transcript has 12 exons. The annotation marks the transcript as partial.